AUGUCAAACCACACGAUAGCAACCCUCCCCCGCCUGACCGCCACCAACCUCUCCCAAAUUAUUCUCACCGAAUCGACCUCUUCAUCAAACCUAGAUGCCUCAACACCGCCAUCCAAGAUAGCAAUUGUAGACGUAAGAGAUGAUGACCACAUAGGCGGCCACAUCAAACACUCCCUCCACGUCCCUUCCCGCACCCUCGACAUCAAAACCCCCGAGUUAGUACGCAAGCUCGCCUCGAAAGAAGCAGUUGUCUUCCAUUGCGCACUAUCACAGCAACGAGGGCCCUCUGCAGCACUGCGAUACAUUAGAGAACGCGAGCGGCUGAUGGGCAAAGGCAGCGUGAGCACAGGGCAUGCCAGUGGAGUGGGCGAGAUGCUGAAGAAGAAUGCCGAGGACAAGGCUGAAGGGGAGAAAGAUGGGGAGUGGGAGGAUGUGGAUGAGGUCAAGGAACAGAAGGUUUAUGUGCUGGAUCAGGGCUUCGUUGGCUGGCAGCAGGAGUACGGCGAAGAUACGAGGUUGACGGAGGGGUAUAGGAAAGAGUUGUGGAAGGAUGGGUAUUGGAUGUGA
This is a messenger RNA of Lachnellula hyalina, 567 nucleotides long. RefSeq names its product CDC25-like phosphatase (gene YCH1). Lineage: Eukaryota; Fungi; Ascomycota; Leotiomycetes; Helotiales; Lachnaceae. The record is from RefSeq and is a predicted model, not a curated record. Bases 1 to 567 code for a protein of 188 amino acids. The transcript is spliced from 2 exons. Gene Ontology annotation, cellular component: nucleus; cytoplasm. Gene Ontology annotation, molecular function: protein tyrosine phosphatase activity.